This is a messenger RNA of Centrocercus urophasianus (Greater sage-grouse), 1308 nucleotides long. Its product is annotated as cathepsin B. The transcript has 10 exons. NCBI's taxonomy places the organism in Eukaryota, Metazoa, Chordata, Aves, Galliformes, Phasianidae. Gene Ontology annotation, biological process: regulation of catalytic activity. The record is from RefSeq and is a predicted model, not a curated record. Gene Ontology annotation, molecular function: cysteine-type endopeptidase activity. Bases 135 to 1157 code for a protein of 340 amino acids. Gene Ontology annotation, cellular component: lysosome.
CCCCUCCUCUUUCCUUCCCCUCCUCUUUCCCUCCCCUCUCCUCCUCCUCCUCCUCCUCCUGCAGCCGCAGUGAGGCCGGGCGCGGUGCGGAGCGGUGCGGCGGGGCAGGUGCAGUGUCCCAUUCUGCAGCCAAGAUGUGGCCGUCCUUGUCCAUCCUGUGUGUCCUGGUGGCCUUCGCCAAUGCCCGCAGCAUUCCUUACUACCCACCCCUCUCCAGCGACCUGGUCAACCACAUAAACAAGCUCAACACCACCUGGAAGGCAGGGCACAACUUCCACAACACUGACAUGAGCUAUGUGAAGAAGCUCUGUGGCACCUUCCUGGGUGGGCCCAAGCUCCCUGAAAGGGUAGAUUUUGCUGCAGACAUGGAUUUGCCAGAUACCUUUGACUCGCGGAAGCAGUGGCCCAACUGUCCCACCAUCAGUGAGAUCAGAGACCAGGGCUCCUGUGGCUCUUGCUGGGCUUUUGGUGCUGUGGAAGCGAUUUCAGACAGAAUCUGUGUUCACACCAAUGCCAAGGUGAGCGUGGAGGUGUCGGCGGAGGACUUGCUGUCAUGCUGUGGCUUCGAGUGUGGCAUGGGGUGCAAUGGUGGUUACCCCUCUGGUGCAUGGAGGUACUGGACAGAGAGGGGCCUCGUGUCCGGGGGUCUCUAUGACUCUCAUGUGGGCUGCAGGCCCUACACCAUCCCACCCUGUGAGCACCACGUCAAUGGCUCCCGGCCGCCCUGCACUGGGGAGGGAGGAGAAACCCCCAGGUGCAGCCGGCACUGUGAACCUGGUUACUCACCUUCCUACAAGGAGGACAAGCACUACGGCAUCACAUCCUAUGGUGUCCCUCGCAGCGAGAAGGAAAUCAUGGCUGAGAUCUACAAGAAUGGCCCAGUGGAAGGAGCCUUUAUUGUCUACGAGGACUUCUUGAUGUACAAAUCUGGGGUGUACCAGCACGUGUCAGGGGAGCAGGUUGGAGGCCACGCCAUCCGGAUCCUGGGCUGGGGCGUCGAGAAUGGGACCCCAUACUGGUUGGCUGCCAACUCCUGGAACACCGACUGGGGAGAUAACGGCUUCUUCAAAAUCCUCCGAGGAGAGGACCACUGUGGCAUUGAGUCUGAGAUCGUGGCUGGCGUCCCCAGGACGGAGCAAUACUGGACGAGGGUGUAACCACCCUCCUGCAUCACUGCUGAUGAGUUGAUCACACCACAAAUAAUCCCAAGUCCCUGACGCUUUUAACUGAUAGCGGGUUGGGCGCAGAGCCCCCACUCUUAAGAGACUAUAGUUGAGGUUCCUUUAAUUAAAGCUUUUUAUCUUUUUA